UAAACCCGACGCGCAUCCUCCUCCUCCUCCGCCUCCUCUCUCUCUCUCUCUCUCUCUCUCUCUCUCUCUAUGUAUAUAUCUAUAUCUAUUCGCUCUACUCGUGAUCGCUCCUCCUCGUAGACGUGAAAUAGAGAGAGAAAGAGAGAACUCAACCAUGGACGAGAAUUCUGCGGCCAUUGAAGCAAUUCUGAGAGGAGGAGAAGAAGAAGAAGAAGAAGAAGAAGAAGAAGAAGAAGAGAGCAGCAAAAUCAACAACAAAGGAACCGUGGACAACGAUGGCGGAUGGAAAACGGUGUCGUACCAGAAGCGCCACAGAAAGAAGUCGGUGAAGGCCCCGGAGGCCUUCUCCGAUCCCCAAAAGCUCGGCUCCUCUGCCACUGGCGAUGUCUUCCGGUCGAUCGAGCAGCACUCCGAGGAGCGUCGCCACCGUCUCGAAGCUCAGAGGGCCGCCGGAGAAAACGCCGUCAAAUUGAGCGGUGAUGACGUGGAGGAUGGUGCCGAUGUUGAGGCCGCCUCCAGUGUCGACAAUGGCGGUGCGGAGGCGAAGAAGACUAAGGUGAAAAGGCCGAAGAAGCCGAAGGUUACUGUCGCUGAGGCGUCGGCGAAGAUUGAUGCUUCUGAUCUUGCUGCUUUCCUUGCUGAUAUAACGGUUUCGUAUGAAUCGCAGCAGGAUAUACAGCUCAUGCGAUUCGCGGACUAUUUUGGCCGUGCAUUUGCUUCUGUGAGUGCGUCUCAAUUUCCGUGGAUGAAGACAUUCAAGGAGUCUUCUGUUGCAAAGAUGGUUGAUAUACCAAUUUCUCAUAUAUCUGAAGCCAUUUAUAAGGCAUCAACUGACUGGCUUAACCAACGAUCCUUUGAAGCACUUGGUUCCUUUGUAUUGUGGUCAAUGGAUAGCAUAAUUUCUGACCCAGCUAUCCAUCAAGGAGCAGCUAAGGGGUCAAAAAAGGUGGUUCAGCAAGCUCCUUCAAAAUCUCAGGUUGCCAUAUUUGUGGUUUUAGCAAUGACAUUGCGACGUAAACCUGAUGUGUUGAUCAGUCUAAUGCCCGCAAUAAGGGAGGAUGCAAAAUAUCAAGGACACGAUAAGCUUCCAGUCACAGUGUGGGUGAUUGCUCAGGCCUCUCAAGGGGAUUUGGUUGUGGGGCUCUUCAUGUGGAUAAAUUUCCUCUUGCCGAUGCUGAGCAGUAAAUCAGGUUGCAACCCGCAGGCCAGAGACUUGAUUUUGCAGUUGGUGGAGAGAAUUUUAUCUGCCCCAAAAGCUCGUCCUAUUCUUUUAAAUGGUGCUGUCAGAAAAGGUGAGCGCUUAGUGCCACCAUCUUCUCUUGAGUUUCUCAUGAGAGCCACGUUCCCUGCUUCUUAUGCUAGAGUCAAGUCAACUGAGAGGUUUGAAGCUGUUUAUCCAAUAUUGAAAGAGAUUGCUCUUACUGGUUCCCCUGGAAGCAAAGCAAUGAAACAAACUACACAACAAAUAUUGCAAUUUGCACUCAAAGCUACUGGAGAAGGUGUUCCUAAUCUAUCUAGGGAAGCAAGCAAUAUAUUCAUAUGGUGUUUGACUCAGAAUCCUGACUGUUACAAGGAUUGGGACAAUCUUUAUCUGGAUAAUCUUGAAGCAAGCAUUGUUGUUCUCAAAAGGCUGGUUGAUGAAUGGAAGGAACACUCUGUUAAACAUCCUACUGUUCAGCCUUUGAAGGUGACUUUAGCAAGCUUCAGGAAGAAGAACGAGAAAGCAUUGGCUGCAGAUGAGGAUGAUGACCGCAAAGCAUCCUUGAAGGAUGCAGACAAGCACUGCAAGGUGCUGAUGGGGCGAUUGUCAAGGACUCAUGGAUGCAUGAAGAUUGUGGUGUUUGUGUCCGUUGCAUUGGCUGUGGGCGCUGCUUACAUGUCCCAAAACAUGCAGUCUUGGGACCUGAAAGAACUUUUGGUAGAUUUUAACUUCCCUUAAAUCUUCCGAGUUAUCUUUCUUAGAGGCUCAUGAGCACAGAUGAUGGCUUAUGGCCAUCACUACAUGACUUAAUUAUGUCCUGGCAUAGAUGACCAAAAUGGUCCAUAGCAAAAAUGGGGAGGGAAUGCGUUGGUUUUGUCGUGAACUUUUUGACUGGUGUCCGUUGGGUUUUGUGUAAAAUGAAAAUAGGUAUAGGAGCAGCAGCAGCCAAAUGGUGUGGGCUUUACGUUUACAGUGUUGAUGUGUCUGGUUUCCAGUUUGGACUUAUUUCAAUGACCUUCCUAUCAUAACAACUUUCAGUUGCAAGGCUUUUUCUUUUUCGAUUUUUACACUUCACUUUUGCAAAAUUGUCAUACGGAGUUUGUUUCAA
Molecule: messenger RNA, 2309 nt
Organism: Camellia sinensis
Lineage: Eukaryota; Viridiplantae; Streptophyta; Magnoliopsida; Ericales; Theaceae
Cellular component (GO): Golgi apparatus; endoplasmic reticulum
Source: RefSeq, a predicted model, not a curated record